AAUAAUUCUAGAAGACGAAGUCAGCUAUGAAGAGGCUGAACUCCAAAAUGUUUGUGUUGAAUGCAGGACAAACAUCUGAUGCAUAAUUGCUAUCUGAAACUUCAUUUCCAGUGCUGACCUGGGUGUCUGCUGCAGAAUGCUUUACCUCUUCAGCCUUUUUUGCUUCCUUCUCCCCCAUUUUAGUGAGGUGCAGGCAAGUCAGCGCUCUAUAGCCAUCGUGGCAGAAAUGAUCCAUACUGCUACUCUAGUUCAUGAUGAUGUCAUUGAUGAUGCAAAUUCCCGAAGAGGAAAAAUGACAGUUAAUCAAAUCUGGGGGGAAAGGAAGGCAGUUCUAGCUGGUGAUUUCAUUCUUUCUGCAGCAUCUCUAAUUUUAGCACGUAUUGGAAACGCAACUAUUAUUUCUGUAAUAACGCAGGUGAUUGAGGAUCUGGUGCGUGGUGAAUUUCUUCAGCUAGGUUCCAAAGAAAAUGAAAAUGAGAGAUUUGCUCAUUACCUCGAGAAAACCUUUAAGAAGACUGCAAGUCUUAUAGCACACAGCUGUAAAGCAGUUUCCAUUCUGAGCUGUCCUGAUCCAAAUGUUCAUGAGAUUGCAUACCAAUAUGGAAAGAACAUUGGGAUAGCGUUUCAGUUGAUAGAUGAUGUGCUGGAUUUUACAUCAUGUUCUGAGAAGCUAGGGAAACCAACCUUAGCGGACCUCAAACUUGGAAUAGCUACUGGUCCUGUCUUAUUUGCUUGUCAGCAGUUUCCAGAAAUUAAUGCCAUGAUAAUGAGGCGAUUCAGUUUGCCAGGAGAUGUACAACGUACCCAGGAGUAUGUACUAAAGAGUGGUGGUAUACAGCAGACAAUCUACCUCGCUCAGCGCUACUGCCAUGAAGCAACGCGAGAGAUCAGCAAGCUCAGACCAUCUCCUGAACGAGAUGCCCUGGUUCAGCUGGCAGAAGCUGUACUUUUGCGAGACAAGUGAUAUACAUCCUUCCACUCAUUCAGGCAGCUAAUUUACCAGACGGUGCCUAGAACUGUGUUUCAGAACAUCCUGGCUUGCUUCCCAUGCAGUUACCUUUUUUAAAAAAAGUUAUCCUCACUGAAAUAAAUAUAACUAGAUUUAUGAAGUAAAAAUGUUUUAUUUUCAGAAGCCAUACAAAAAUGCUGAAACAAAAAUGCUGGCAGCAAUCACUUAUGCCUGUGAUUUUAAUGAAGAGGGUUCCUUUUUCGUGUGGGCACUGUUUACAUUGUUCAUUAUUGACACCGAAGGCCACAAAGAAUAAAUACAAUCAAUGUGUUGAAAAAUCA
Messenger RNA from Varanus komodoensis (Komodo dragon), 1290 nucleotides. RefSeq names its product decaprenyl diphosphate synthase subunit 1 (gene PDSS1). Bases 137 to 964 code for a protein of 275 amino acids. Gene Ontology annotation, molecular function: prenyltransferase activity. Gene Ontology annotation, biological process: isoprenoid biosynthetic process; ubiquinone biosynthetic process. The transcript has 7 exons. The record is from RefSeq and is a predicted model, not a curated record. Gene Ontology annotation, cellular component: transferase complex; mitochondrion. NCBI's taxonomy places the organism in Eukaryota, Metazoa, Chordata, Lepidosauria, Squamata, Varanidae.